AUGGAAUCAAAUCUUGUCACGCUUUGUACGUUUCUACGAAGUGAAUUUGGACAGAACCCACCAGUUUAUGCUAAACCCAUAACAAAAACAUCGAGCUCACUUCAACCACCCACUAAUGGAGGUCAGAACACUUUAAAGUCACCAAUUAUUCAUCCCCGCUCUUUAAAUCCAAUAACACCACCUCCUUUACCACCUCCGCCACCUUAUCAGCAAAAUGCAUAUAAAAAAGAUAAUAUACCGAGGAAUAAUAGUGGAAGACCAACACAAACACCACCUUUUUCUCAGCAACAAGUUGGUUCAGUUCCGAUAUCUGCCUCUUUCGGAGAUUCUAUACUUGACGCGCCACCUACACCUUGCAUCGUUCCGCCGGCACCAUUACCAAUGACACAGAAUCCAGAGUUAGUAAAAUUACAAUCAGUUGUAUAUGAUAAAGUUAAACAGGAUUGUGGAGAGUACGUUCAAAAACUUUCACCAGAGUUCCACAAAUUGAUGGUUAUCGGGGAUCUUCUUAGUCAAUCCCAAGAGCGCGUUAAUAUGGAGCGCGCUAAUUUACUUGCUCGGGAAAGUAAAAUCGGGGAAGAAUCAGAUUAUAUCAAAUCAAAAAUUGUAGAGAUAGAUGGCCUAGUUGAAAAAGCAAAGAAUAUGGCUGAAGCUUCGGUUGACGAAGUUUUAUGUGGAACAACCAUAGUUUACAAUCAGUAA
Messenger RNA from Acaulospora colombiana, 702 nucleotides. NCBI's taxonomy places the organism in Eukaryota, Fungi, Glomeromycota, Glomeromycetes, Diversisporales, Acaulosporaceae. The record is from the annotation of a GenBank genome assembly.